Messenger RNA from Lachancea thermotolerans CBS 6340, 2460 nucleotides. It is a transcript of the gene NIP100, whose product is annotated as Nip100p. The coding region runs from base 1 to 2460 and encodes 819 amino acids. Lineage: Eukaryota; Fungi; Ascomycota; Saccharomycetes; Saccharomycetales; Saccharomycetaceae. The record is from RefSeq and is a predicted model, not a curated record. The transcript has a single exon.
AUGGCCGAACUUGGGAAAAGAGUGGCUCUCAAUGGGCUUCAGGGUACUGUUAGGUUCAUCGGCGAAACAGAGUUUGCACCAGGCACUUGGUGCGGUGUUGAGCUAGACGAAAAAUGUGGCAAGAACGACGGCUCAGUGCAAGGAGUUCGAUAUUUCAACCAAACUCUCAAAGAUGGUCUUUACGGACUGUUCGGCAGGAUCGAAACAGUUCGUCCUAUUAGCACGAGCGGCUCUGUGGCUUCGAGCCCCAACGAGUCGCGCAAUCUUCAUGGCGUAAUCCUCAAAUUGCAGGAUAAGCUUUACGGUCUGCACCAUAGAUACGCGGACUUGGAGCUACAAUUAGAAAACUGUGCCAUUGAUAAGGAAGCGCUCAAAGAAGAAAACGAAGAACUGAUGAGUGUUAUCAUAGGAUUGCAACAAGAGCUAGCAACACUACGGCAGGACCUUAGUGCUCUUCAGCAAGAAGUUGACUUACGCAGAAGUAUUGAAGAACAUGAAUGGGAGACAGACGCCGGGAAAUUGUCUCAUGAGGCACUUUGGAAACGUAAUCAGUUAGUUGAGGUAGCUCUUUCCAAGCUUCAGGAAUCUCUAGAUGAGUCUAAUGAGGAAUGCAUUUCGUUGGCAGCAGAAAACGACCAGAUCAAGAUGGAGCUCUCGGUUACGGCUGCAGAGCUCGACGAGUGUAAACACGUAGUCGAGAGUUUAGCUUCCAAAUCCGCUGACAAUCAAAUAAUCGACAAAUUAACCGAAGAAAAUACCGACUUGAACGCGAGGGUCGAGUCUUUCAAAGCAACUGUCGAAGAAUUGAAAUCAGAGCACGUCGUUGCCAAAGAUUUGCAACAAAUCUACAGUGACUUGGAAGAAGAACUUUCUGAACAGCUACGUAUACUGCGCGAAAAUGCUGAUAGAGACAAACAUACCAUUACCCUUUUAGAAAGUGAGAGAGCAGAGCUUUUACACGAGCUUGAACGCGUCAAAUCACACGCAAAUACCAGAGACUUCUGCCAGCAAAUUGAGCAGUUAAGCAGUCAGCUUUCUAAAACUCAAAUGAUAGCGAAACGAAGUGUUUUGAACGAAAAAUUCAGUAAUAUAGGGCUGGGGGACCAAGGGUCUCGCGCACCUCUUACAUUGUCCAAGCAGGUCCAAUUCUUAUCAAAUCAUCUAUUGCAAGAACAAUUUCCAGCUGAUUUGCAGGUCAAACUUCAAGGCAGCUUUUUUUUACAAUUGAUGGCACAAGAACUCAUGGCCUGGCAUCGUCAAAGAGAGAUAUACACUGAUACCCUACAUUCCUUUAAACCUACAGCCUUUCAAAUCAAUGAAUGGAAGGAGCUAAUUUUUGACAACAAAAUUCCCCAGGAAUGCUCAGCAGAUUCAAUAGCGCAUCAUCUCAAGAAUCAGGGAGGGCCGUUAAAUAAAGACGCUUCUUUUUUGCUUUCCUUCAUAAGCGCUACUGCGGAAACCUUUUUACCCUUGAUUUUUGACAUUCUCUCGAAAGACUUUGAUUUAAAGAAAGUGUCGCUUAUCCAUUCUAAGGCCAAGCAGCUCGCCACUACAUGUAAGAAGCAACAAGAGCAAAUACCCAUAGGAUCAGCUGGCGUUACCCAUGACCCAAAAAUUUCGGAGUUGCUAUCAACUUAUUUUCAGGAUGUCGUUUUCAUAUUGACGUCUGGUAAGUCAGACAAUGAUAGCAUAGAUCGAGCCAUUGAAAGCCUUGAAGCCUUAAACUUUGUAUUAGAAAAUAUGAAGUUUGACAAGAUCUCGAGUGCGUCAAAGGUCUCGGUUGAGCAGCCUAAGCUGCAGUCAAAUUUAUUGGUUGAAGACAGGGUACAUAACUCAAAUGGCUCAACGCCAAAGGCUCGUCUCAGAGACAAUAGAAUAGAAGAGCUUGAGCUCAAACUAAAAGUUUAUGAAAAUAAGGUUGAGCGUCAUAAGCAUCAAGAAGAAACCAUUGUUAAACUCCAGCAAGAAUUACACGGGCUCAAAUGCAACAAAAACACCCUCGAAGCCAGCGUGUCCGCUCUCCAGGCAAGAAGUUCGGAGCUGACAGAGAAGCUAGAGUCUGAGAGAAUUAGACAAAACUUCCUGUUUCCCAAGCCUCAGAUGAUUGACUUGGUAAAGGAAAUGGAAGCGACCGACAAAAUCGAUCUUAUUUCACAGAUAAGUGAUUUACGAAGGGUCAUUGUAAAACAUGAAGAGGCGAAAUAUACUUUGGAAGAGGACAAGUGGCUCAGAAAGCCGAUAGAAGCUCGUGGAAACAUUGUGAAUUCAGAAUUUUUUACAAAGCUGAACGAUGCACAUAAAAGCAUUGACUGCCUAGUCAAGUCUCUAGAUGUUGUUCCGCUGGAUGUUAAUUAUUCAGGCAAAGAACGUUCAACAAAUAUAUCUUCCUACUAUUGCAAAUCCUUGAAAGAGAGAAGCAUUGGUAUUGAGAGUCUUCUCAGUGGAUUGUGCAAACAAUGA